AUGGCUUCUACUACCGCACUCCUCGUUGCGACCUUCACGCUCUUUUCUUCAGCCGUUGCCUUCAGUCCUGACCAAUGCAACAUCACUUCCUACGGCGCUCCUACUAAAGCAGCGUGCAAUACCCUUCUCACAAACAUAGCAAAACUAGGGACUGAGAAUGGUUCUUAUCUGUUCAUUCCUUCGGAGUUUCCAACGCCGGCGGGACUGUCGAAUAGUACUAGGAAGAACUUUCCUCAGUCUUGGUCCACCACUGGCUGCAAGGCGGCUCUUGUCCCAAUCGAAGUCACGACUGCGUCCGUCACCUACGAUACUUCUUCGUACCAGGACCUCGCAUCUGCAGGUCAGAUUGUAGUUCAAGAAUGUAUCUCCAACUCCACGUCUUCUGGUGGUUGGGAGCUUGCAGGGGACAACCAAGACUUAGUCCUACAUGUCUAUGCCGCAGGGUCACAAAUAGACGCCACGAUAGCAAAGCAGACCGGCACCGACAUCGCAGCUACGUCAGAAGACCAGAUCGAAGAUGCGGAGUUGGACGACCCGGACUAUGAUGUCAGCGAAGAUGACAGUGAUGGCAGUGACGACAACGGUGAUGACGAUAGUGACGAUGAUAGCGGCGAUGAUACUGGCGACGACACUGGCAAUGACACAGAUGGCGACACAGGUGACGACACAAGUGACAACGGCGCCACUGCUCUAGGCGGUUCUGGGACUGGGACUGCAUCCGUGCCCAUGUCUACGGGCUUCUCCGCCAAGGCAUCCUCAGUUGCACCAGUAGCUUCUGCAAGGGCGGUCACGUCAUCCGGGACGUUCAAAUACAUUGGCUGCCAGCUCGAUUCGUCGACCUCGCGAACUCUGAGCUCUUUGAGCUGGGCGGGAACUGAGCUUACGGUUGAGAGAUGCGCGGCUUACUGCGCCGGCUAUCAGUAUAUGGGAGUUGAAUUUGGCUCUGAAUGUUACUGUGGCGGUGAUGUCGAUGGCAAAGGUGUCAAGUCCGCGACUGUUGUCAGAACUAGCCCCAAUAAUUGCACCGUGCCUUGUAAUGGGGAUGCGACGCAGCUCUGUGGGGGAUCCGGAUGGUUGAAUCUCUAUCAGAAUACUAACAGCGCGACUGCUGGGGCGACAAGUUGA
Molecule: messenger RNA, 1125 nt
Organism: Letharia columbiana
Lineage: Eukaryota; Fungi; Ascomycota; Lecanoromycetes; Lecanorales; Parmeliaceae
Exons: 4
Coding region: 1-1125 (374 amino acids)
Source: RefSeq, a predicted model, not a curated record